ACUCCGGCAGCUCCUCCGUUGGAAACCAGCGUUGACAUCCCCACUACUUCGGCAGCUCCUCCAUUGGAAACCAGCGUUGACAUCCCCACUACUUCGGCAGCUCCUCCAUUGGAGACCAGCGUUGGCAUCUCUACUACUUCGGCAGCUGCUACAGCUGGCGUCUCCGAGGGCGGCUCUAAGAGUGGCUCGAAGAGCGGUUCAGAGAGCGACUCUGAGAGCGACUCUGAGAGCGAUUCAGAAAGCGGUUCAGAAAGCGAUUCAGAAAGCGAUUCUGAGAGGGAUUCUGAAAGCGAUUCCGAGAGCAGUACUAAGAGCGGCAAGGGUGCCGCCAAGGCUACUGGGACUGCUUCGCUAAAAUCUCUAGGAGGAAACGGUGCAGCCCAGGCCACUAUAACCGCCUCACUGGAAUCUUCUGGUGGAAGUAUUGAGAGUAUGAUCGCAACUGCUCACAUGCAGUCUGCCUUCACUGCCGGCUUGGUGGGCGCCACAGCGACGCUUGGUGCAGCCUCCACCCUCGCUACUAGUAUUGCAAUGGGCGCCGCAGGUGCUACGGCUGCCUUCGUCAAUCUUGGAUCCGCGGCACAAUCAUCCAACAGCACAGUAUAUUAUAUUCAACCAGGCGCAGCAGGCAUGGUGAAUAUUCCCGCUACGUUCAUUAUCGGCCUUGCUGGAUUUACCGGCUGUCUGUUACUGUGAACGCAAAUCCAUGCAUUGGGUGAUAAUAGGAAUGGAUUCUCCCCCUUUCAAGCAAGUCAGCAUUAGUGGUUUCUUCGUCGAGGACUAGUUUUACGAAUAGGAAAGAGAUAUUUACUAGAAGCGCGCAGAUAUGACGCACAACCGCACCAGGAAUCUGAUAGAAGGUUUUGAAUACCAACAUUGUCCAAGAGCAAUCACACCACACAUACUACUCAAUAUGUCGUCUAUUGAUACCAAC
This is a messenger RNA of Pseudomassariella vexata, 934 nucleotides long. RefSeq lists its product as uncharacterized. The record is from RefSeq and is a predicted model, not a curated record. Lineage: Eukaryota; Fungi; Ascomycota; Sordariomycetes; Amphisphaeriales; Pseudomassariaceae. The transcript has a single exon. The coding region runs from base 433 to 696 and encodes 87 amino acids.